This is a messenger RNA of Gavialis gangeticus (Gharial), 3183 nucleotides long. RefSeq names its product aspartyl/asparaginyl beta-hydroxylase-like. Gene Ontology annotation, biological process: peptidyl-aspartic acid hydroxylation. Gene Ontology annotation, molecular function: peptidyl-aspartic acid 3-dioxygenase activity. The record is from RefSeq and is a predicted model, not a curated record. Lineage: Eukaryota; Metazoa; Chordata; Crocodylia; Gavialidae. Bases 215 to 1309 code for a protein of 364 amino acids. The transcript has 18 exons. Gene Ontology annotation, cellular component: endoplasmic reticulum; membrane.
AUGUUUGGCUUGUGAGGAUGGCUGCUCUAAAAAUAGCUUUGGAGAAGACUUGCAGUCGGGUCCAAUUUCUGGUUCUAGCUGAGUUAGCUUUACAAAACUUUUUUGUCACUGUUGCAAGGCUAGAGUGAGGAUAAAUCAAUCCUGAGUCCAGCUUGGACAUUGAUUUUGGACUCUGAUACACUUAUUUUGUCCAUGGAUAAAAGAUACUAAUGUCAUGGCUGAAGAUACAGAAACAAAACAUGGGGGCAGUAAGAAUGGAAAGAAAGAAGGCCUGUCCGGAAGCUCAUUUUUCACCUGGUUUAUGGUAAUUGCUUUGCUUGGAGUAUGGACAUCAGUAGCAGUUGUUUGGUUUGAACUUAUAGACUAUGAAGAAGUUCUAGCCAAAGCAAAGGACUUCCGUUAUAACUUAUCAGAGGUACUUCAAGGCAAGCUUGGGAUAUAUGAUGCAGAUGGAGAUGGAGAUUUUGAUGUGGAAGAUGCAAAAGUUUUGUUAGGACUUAAAGAAAGAUCUGUCCCAGCACAGCGCACACCAGCAGAAACUGAGGAGUCCAUUCAACCUUCAGAGCAGUCAUUCAUUAAAUCAGAACAUGAGAUUGGUGAACCUAAAGUGGAAGAGGAAAUCCAGCCUGUCCUCCAGGAAGAACACCAUUCCCAGUUUGGAGAGAGAAAGGAAGAUGUAGAUGAAGGAGUAAAUGAUCAGCAGGAGGAGAAGGUUGAAAUAUAUGAGGAAGCUUUUGAAAUUCCUGCAACAGAUGACUUACAUGGAGAAUUAGAGGAUGAACUGCUAGAAGUAAUUGAAACAACGGAACCAAUUCAGGAAGACAAUCAAGCGGAUGAACCCCAUGAAAAUCAAGCAGACGAACCUGAAGUACAAGAGCCUGAAACAGUUGAGAUUCCUGUUUCAUAUGAACAUGACAUGGAUCUGGAAAAGGCAACAAAUGAGCCUGAAGUUUCAGAUGACAUUGAAUCAUUUGUAGAAGAGAAUAUUGAAUAUCCCCCAGAAGACAUGGUACAGGAAGACUACAAUGAAGAACAUGAACCAAAACAUGAAGAAGAGACUGAGAUCCAGGAUCCAGGUACAGAUGAUAUUGAUACAACAGGAAUGGCUGAUGUGGAAGAUGAAAGAGCCCAUCCGGAGCCAGUAGAUGAAGAUACAGAGCCAGGUGAAAUUCCUGAAGAUGUGGAAAUAAAUGAGAAGCCAUUAGAAGAAGUAAAACAUGCAGAAGACCAAGUUGUUGCUGAACCUCAUGAAACAGAAAUUCCUGUUCAAGCAGAAGAUAACCUACGUGAUGAUCUAGUAGAUACAUAAAGCUUCAAAAAGACUCUCCCUACAUCAGGAGGACCAGCCCUAAUCAAUACGCUACACAAGGGGAGCAGAUGGUUGUACUAGAUCUCAUGAUGAAAUUAUUGAGCAGUUCAGGAUUUUGGGGGGUGAACACUAAGAUAUUGUAAAUGGAUUGUAGCCAAUGGUCAUUUUAGUACACUUUUUUAACACUUAGAUGUUUUGAAUUUACAUUCUUGUCUAAUUUUUGUCAAGUGUAGUACAUUCAUUGGUUUUAUUUCUCUUUCUUCCCUGUUUGUGACAGAGCUAUGCGUUUGACCUACAUUUUACAUGUCCUUUCCAAGCAAUUUGUUAAGGUAUUUGUUAUGUAGAUACAAUUGUUUUUUUUUCAGAUUAUAAUAAUAUAUAUCUUUAUGUUGUGGGUACAUAAAGUUUGGGAGCAAUUUGGGCAAACAAAAUAUAGAAAUAUGACCAUGAAUUUUAAACUUUUUGUUACUGUUAAUGUAACAUGAACUUUUGUUGCAUUUUAGAAACACUAAGUAGAGGCAUUGAGCUAUGACGUUUGAGUUGCAUCUGUUGUGCACUGAUACUAUGUCAAGUUACACUACGUGAGCCUCAAAUCACUUAAAAUAAUUUUACAGUUUAUAAAACAUUUAAUUUAAUUCUUAGCUGUAUUCAGACAGGUUACUAAAUUACUUUUCUAGAAGUUUUUUAUGUGCAAAUUAGCAUUGCUUAUUUUAUGCACAUUUGAUUUUUAAAACAAGGAAAACUGAAGACUUCAUAACAACCUGUCGGGAAGGCUCAGUGUCGACAGGCACGUAGCUAUGUAAUUAAAAUCAGUUUUGGGCUUACUAAGACGCACUUUUAUUUUGCCCAAAGGACUGAUGUUAUCAUACUUGGAAUUAGUAUAUUGAAUUAGAAUUCACACAGUAAACUGUUGGAAACAGCAAUUCUGCAUAAAUACAUGCUUCAUAAGUGAAGCCAGAAUAAGAUUAAAUGCAUCUAAAAAUGCAAGUUAAAAUGUAAGAAUAUUGCAACUCUAAAAAAUAUUUUAAAAUAGUCAAAUUAUUUUAAUUUAGUUUUUUUUAAUUACAUUGAAUUUUAAUAUAGCAGGUAUUUUGUCUACCUGUUGCAUGCUGCUGAUACAGUUGUAGAGACAUCUUCUUACUCGUAGGCUUUUUUGUGUUCCUUUUUGGCUCAGGAAUAGUUGCUGUGAUUUAAAAAAAAUUGCAAAGUCUGAUACAAGAACUAGAAAAAAGAAAAUAUACUUUCUUUUAAAGAGAGGCAUCAAAGUAACCCUAACAGUGGUUGCAUCUUAGUUGACAGGGAAAUUUUUAAAAAUACCUUUAACACUGUUUUGAGACUAGGAUUUUACUUGCAUACAUUUACCAUGAAAGGGACAUAUUAGGUGCUUGUUUCUUGUUUGGAAUUCCAGCUCAGAAGGCUGAGAAUUCCAUGUGCAGAACAAGGGUAAAAUAUGCCCCAAAGUGGUUUCUUUACACUUUACAGGAAAGCAAUAAUCCUCUUAAACUGUGAUGUAGGUUGAGGCAGAAUAUGGUAUGUUUUUUGGAGUAGAAUUACUUCUGAGUGUGAAUUGCAGAGCAAUACUUUUUUACAAAGCCAUAUUUUAUAGGGAAGCUUGGGAGAAAAAAUUAAAACUGGUGAAAGGAGGAUAUAAACUUCACUGCGUUUUUGUAUGAAAUGGCAGUUUGUCUAUAGAAUUAUGGGACUGUGAGGUUGUGUUAUGCUGUGAUCAAAUUUUAAACUCUUUGUAAUUAAGUAUGUGAUUUUUAUGACCUUCAUGUUUACAAAAUUGUGCCAAGCUGGGCAAGGACAAGGGGAUUUAAAAAUAAUGUAUAUUUAAUCCGUUUUAAUGUUUGGCUGCAAUAAAAAACAGAAGA